Messenger RNA from Arctia plantaginis, 1293 nucleotides. The record is from the annotation of a GenBank genome assembly. Lineage: Eukaryota; Metazoa; Arthropoda; Insecta; Lepidoptera; Erebidae.
AUGAUAUGGAUCUUCGGCGACGUGUGGUGCUCAGUAUGGCUCGCGGUGGACGUAUGGAUGUGCACAGCGUCGAUUCUCAACCUCUGUGCCAUAUCACUGGACCGAUAUGUGGCCGUGACAAGGCCCGUGAGCUAUCCUAGCAUUAUGAGCAGGAAGAGAGCGAAGGCUUUGAUAGCUGGGCUGUGGGUGCUCUCAUUUGUGAUUUGUUUUCCUCCACUGGUAGGAUGGAAAGAUAAAAAACCCGACGAAGCUGACAAACACGGCUGGUCACCGAACCCUCCCUGCCCUUGGACCUGCGAACUGACUAAUGAUGCGGGCUACGUGGUGUAUUCAGCACUUGGGUCUUUCUACAUACCCAUGUUUGUGAUGCUGUUCUUUUACUGGAGGAUCUACAAAGCAGCUGUGAGAACCACGAAAGCGAUCAAUCAGGGCUUUAGAACAACAAAGGGUAAAGGCCUCGGUAGCCGUUUUGAUGACAAUCGUCUGACACUACGGAUUCACCGUGGACGAGGGUCCAACCGACCUCACGGCUCACCGCUGUCGACAGCUUCCAACCACUCAACGAGCACUUCGCUUAGUGCCUCACCCGAGCGAUUGAGAAGGACAACAUCUUGCAGACACUCAAGCGCCAGACGUGCACAUGAAAAAGUCAAAAUUUCCGUAUCGUAUCCAUCUUCGGAACAAAUAUGCCCCGCUCAUGAAAACUCUAGAUCAUCAAGUCGAUCGCCAAGCCCAUCACUAUACGCCGUACAUUAUGAGAGAGAUGGUCGAGAAUUGACCGAAAGUAGACUACGAGUGAGGCCGUCACAUCACUUGGCUCCUGGGCCCUUAUAUGAUGAAUACGAUGACAAACCUAGGACUACUAGAAGGAUGGGGAAGAGGAACAUUAAGGCACAGGUGAAGAGAUUUCGUAUGGAGACAAAAGCAGCUAAGACCCUUGGCAUUAUUGUGGGUGGCUUCGUGUUCUGCUGGCUGCCCUUCUUCAGCGUAUACGUGGUGCGGGCAUUCUGCGGGGAAUGCGUACCUCCCAUUAUCUUCUCAAUAUUGUUCUGGCUCGGAUACUGCAACUCGGCGAUAAAUCCUCUGAUUUACGCGCUGUUUUCUAAAGAUUUCAGGUUUGCAUUCAAGCGCAUCAUUUGUAAGUGCUUCUGCGGGAGCGCGGGUGCGCGUCGAGAGUCUGACGCCGAAGGCUCGAGGCGACAGAACCAUCGGCCUACUCACUCACACUCCCUGGAGGAACAUGAUGCUAACAACCACACCACUGUAUCUACAACAACAGCUACCGAUAGGUGA